GGAACCCAAAGAGAUGCCGAGAUCCAUCUAAGCACUGCUGGAUUUGGGAAACUGCUCUGUAAACCCAUUCCAAGGUGGCGAGGAAAUAAGGUGGCCCCUCUCCCUCCUGGGUAUCCUACAGUUGAGCUGCAUCUCCUACAAACAAUGUAACAAAGUGCCAUUGACUGGCAGUCGUGACAGGAUGUCAGCAGACGAGGACAGUUGGGUCCCUGAGAGUCAGGAGAGUGUCACCGGAAAACUUCAGCGUAAAAUGAAACAAUCUCCUCUUGUUCCAGUAGGCCUUGCUGGAUUUGCUGUGAUUGUUGCCUAUGGACUAUACCGCCUCAAGGGCCGAGGAGAUGUCAAGAUGUCCGUGCAUCUUAUCCACACACGUGUUGCUGCUCAAGCUUGCGUAGUUGGCGCCACAGCACUUGGAACCACCUACACCAUGUACAAAGAAUACAGACAGCGUCAAGCUGAGGAAAAAACAAUCGACUGUGAGGGAGACAAAUGAAGAGCUCACACAGAGAACUGAAUAUUGUAUUUUCCUCAUCAGUAACGGAUUGACAAUUAAUCUUGUGUGCAGCAUGAACUAUCACUAGCAUCUUAGUACUCAAUGAGCUAUAGGUUCCUAAGCUACUAUCCAGGACAAAAUCACCACUUCUAAUCCCACCCACUAACAAUCAUAAGUUCAUAGCAGUUAGAAACAUCAGGUUCUGGGGAAAACAACAGAUGGAUAGAAAAAAGAAGUUGUUGAAGAGUGCUGACAGUCAUGGAAGGUCAUAGCAGAAGAUUUCUUUCUCCAAUCCCUCCUCUCUUUAGUCUAUUUUUACCCUCUCCCUUCUCUCUCAGGCCAUAUCUUUUCUUCACACUCUCCCCUCUCUCAUAUCUCUUCACUCUUUUUUUUUCUCCAUUAUCUCUUAACUCUACCUUCUCCGCUUUAACUUUGCCUCUUCAAUCUCUCUAUCUGCUCAGUUUAUCCUCUCGGAAGUAACAGUCUAAGCACUAAUAGGGUCCCUACAGCCCUAGAGGAAUAACAUAUCCUUGCAUUUUCAUGGCUAUAUAAUACCCCUUUAGAUAAUAGUUUUAGCAAGUAGCACAAAAUGCAUGUUUGUCAGUGCUGCACAAUAUUCCAACUUUGCUACUUGCAACAUGCUACCUGACUUCAGAUUUAAGUUUCACUUGCCACCAUUAAAUGUCCACAUAUAUUUUUUUUUAAAUUUGUUUCCAUAUUGAAGAUAUUUUGUUGUAGUUUUAGUUGUUUUUAAAAUGAAACUGGUGAUUCAGAUAUAUAUAUAUAUAUAUAUCUUAUGUGUGUGUGCGUGUGUUUUAUUUUGAAUAUUUUUUGAAAAAAGAUAAAAUACUUAAUUUGUUCAAAUGUAACCCCAUUUCAAAGAUUUAAAAGCAAUAUUAUUUGUUAAAGGAGUUGAAAGUCAACCCUAUUCAUAGUAUUUCCCACACAGACUACAUAUGUCUAAAGCUAAUGAUGUUAUAGCAAAGCUUAUUUUAAAAUGUAAAAAAUAAACAAUAUUUACAAAUCCA
Messenger RNA from Bombina bombina (fire-bellied toad), 1521 nucleotides. It is a transcript of the gene HIGD1B, whose product is annotated as HIG1 hypoxia inducible domain family member 1B. Lineage: Eukaryota; Metazoa; Chordata; Amphibia; Anura; Bombinatoridae. Gene Ontology annotation, biological process: mitochondrial respirasome assembly. The transcript has 4 exons. Gene Ontology annotation, cellular component: mitochondrion. Bases 182 to 493 code for a protein of 103 amino acids. The record is from RefSeq and is a predicted model, not a curated record.